Molecule: messenger RNA, 2490 nt
Organism: Vitis vinifera (wine grape)
Lineage: Eukaryota; Viridiplantae; Streptophyta; Magnoliopsida; Vitales; Vitaceae
Product: peroxidase 5-like
Exons: 4
Coding region: 14-1003 (329 amino acids)
Biological process (GO): response to oxidative stress; hydrogen peroxide catabolic process
Cellular component (GO): plant-type cell wall; plasmodesma
Molecular function (GO): peroxidase activity; heme binding
Source: RefSeq, a predicted model, not a curated record
GCACAAAGAAGUAAUGAGUUCGAAAAGGGUUACUUGGUUGUCUUUAACUUGGGUUCUGGUUUUCUUAUGUCUAAGUGUUGAGUUGGAAGCUCAGCUUCAAGUGGGGUUCUAUAGAACCUCAUGUGGCUUGGCUGAAUUCAUAGUGAAAGAUGAGGUUAGGAAAGGGUUCAUUCGGGACAGUGGGGUGGCUCCUGGCCUGGUCAGAAUGCACUUUCAUGAUUGUUUUGUUAGGGGUUGCGAUGGGUCAGUGCUCAUCGAUUCGACUCCCUCAAACACAGCAGAAAAGGAUUCUCCUGCUAACAACCCUAGUCUUAGAGGGUUUGAAGUCAUUGAUAGUGCAAAGGCUAGACUCGAAGCUGUGUGCAAGGGAGUGGUUUCAUGUGCUGAUAUAGUUGCCUUUGCAGCAAGGGAUAGCGUGGAGAUAACCGGAGGGCUUGGCUAUGAUGUCCCUGCAGGAAGAAGAGAUGGCAGAAUUUCACUAGCUUCAGAGGCAUCGACAAACUUACCACCCCCGACCUUUACUGUCGACCAACUCACUCAGUUCUUUUCAAACAAAGGAUUGACACAGGAUGAAAUGGUGACUCUCAGUGGAGCACACACAAUUGGCCGUUCGCAUUGCAGUUCCUUCAGCAACAGGUUGUACAAUUUCAAUGGAACAUCGGGCCAGGACCCUACUCUAGAUCCCCAGUAUGCAGCCAGUUUGAAGACACAGUGCCCGCAAGGUAGCACAAAUACUAACUUGGUGGUUCCAAUGAACCCCUCUAGCCCAAGCAUCACAGACGUAGGCUACUAUGUCGAUGUUCUAAGAAACAGAGGUUUGUUUACAUCAGAUCAGACUCUCCUAACAGACACAACAACAGCAACCCAAGUAAGACAAAAUGCAGGGAAUCCGUUUCUCUGGAAGAACAAAUUUGCUUCUGCAAUGGUGAAGAUGGGCCAACUUGGUGUCUUAAUUGGUGAAGCAGGACAGAUUCGAGCCAAUUGCAGGGUUAUCAACAGCUAAAGAGAGUAGAGGAUUGAAGUAUCUACAAGCUGGAUGCUUCAUCCUGUCAACUUUCAGUCAUUUGGUUUUGAAUCUUGUGUUUGUAAUGUGUGCAACUAUGAAAUAAGCAAUGGCAUGUCGGUGAGCAGGAUAAUAAUUGAUUGCAAAUGAAAUAAUAGAUAAUCCAAAAUGAACAUUUCAGCCUAAUCAACUACAAGAAAGAAAUUACCACACCCUAACUGGACCCCAUUCUUAGCCCACACUCAACAAUGGAAAGUAGAAUGCUUUCACCUAUCAAUGCCAACAAACUCAAAUGGCAACACGAAUGCAAUUUAUCUGGGUUUCAAAAGUCAGAAAGCACGAUAACUAAUUAAAAAGCCAGACCUGAUAAGGAAUAAACAAUAAGAAAUGUCAUUGACACACCAGCAUCUAUUCAUCUAUUCCAUGAUUUAAGCCAAGCCAUUUGGCCUCAAGCAAGAAAGAGACCCCAGAUAGACAGCACAUCAUCCUUUAUGGAACAUGCCGACAUUGUUGCUGGACUAUACACGCUUAGUUGGCACUGAUGCAAGUUAACUUUAACCAUCUAACUCCUUAGAAGGUACAGUUGCCUUGGUACAAGCCAGUUAACUUGAAGCAAAGGCAGGCAAAAUCCCAUAACCAUCUAACUUCAAUCCAAAUUGCCUAGCUCAUGUUGAUACGCUUGAUUUGUCACAUGAGUAUAUUUAUUGCAUGAUGACAACACAAGUCCAUUAACUCAAGCAUUUAAUAAUCCUCAAUCAUGCUAUUCCACUUAGGUCUUGGUUUGUAAUAAACAAUCCUUCAAUGGAGGCAAUAAGUAAUUGGUAAUAAAGAAAGAAAUAUGGUCAAGGUUUCAGGGAUGGGCAUUGGUUCCCUUGACCAGGGAAACGCUAGUAAAGAAAAAAAAAAAGGAAUGAAUAAUGGAAAGAGCAAUAAGCGUGUGAAAAGAAAUAUAACAGAGAAGGGGGCAUAUUGCAGACCCUCAUUGUUAUGCAAAUUGUCUAAGUUCAACCAAAAGAAAAAGGAAAGUCUAGCCACCUAAUAGAUAGGAGCCAAUUUAACUACGAUAAACAAAAUAGUGGUAUCAAUACCAAAAACUCAUCCUCAGAAAAGACUGAGAAGUGAACUAUUAAGGCUACCUAGGUGGUGAGCUCCAUGAUAGCACUGACAAUGUCCCCAUUGUGAGUCUUGAGAGCCUUAACAGCCUUGCUCCUUGACACCCCAGCUUGAGUCAUCACCAAAUCAAUGUCUCGAGGCUCCACCCCAGUCUCAUCAAUCACUUCCUCUUCCUCAUCUGCUUGUGUUCCAGCAGCUGCAGCAGAAAUGUCUGAUUUUGCCAUCACCGACCCCAUAUCUGGCAUCCUGAACUGUUGUGCAGCCUGUGUCUGCAGCUGAGAGCUCAAAUCCUCUAUCUUCGCCUCCCCAAAUAUGACAUAGGUCUCUGAAUUUGGACUCUUGAAGACAUCAGGCUUUGAGAUGAAAAAUAAUAU